UUCUGAGCCCAGUCCUGAGGGGGGUGCUCAAGCCCCCUCAGCCCCCCCCCUAAAUACGCCUCUGCAGAUCUAGUGUUUCCUAGCCUGUUGGGUUGCAGAUCUAUCCACAUUGUUCCACGUUGUUAGAAUAUACGAUUCAUAAACUAGAAAAGGACGGAAUAAACUGAGUAAAAGCCUAAAAGGAUGUGUGAAAGGUCAUUUGAGUCAUUUCAGGCUAAUACUUAGUAAUUUUAAAAUCUACUAGGCUAGCAUUUGAUUUGUAGAUCUAGAUCUAGGAUAAUUAAUGUCAAAUGUCAGCUCCUUUGUUGAUAGAGCUACUGUACAUUAUUUAUGUCUUCAUAACAUGCAAAGGAGAGGAAGACAUCAAAGCUGAUUCAGUAUUAGUAAUGGGAGGAGGGAGUUUCAUUGGGUAUCACAUCUCGCUCAGACUAGUCAAAACAGCAAGAGUGAUUUCUUUGGAUAGUUUUACUGACAGGAAUCUAAUUGUGAUGCAAAGAGCCAAACUCAUGAAUGAAAAAGGUGUUUUGGUCCUUGAUGAUACUACUAAUUGUGAAUCAUAUUUGCUGGAGGAUUUAUUCUCUCAAUAUUUAAUUAAUAGUGUUGUAUACAGUUCAAGCGACAAUUCUAAUAUUUGUAAUAACAAGUAUGAUGCCUCAUGCAUCUCAACUGAAAUAAAAUGCUUAGUUAGACUCUUAGACAUCUUGAGAAGGAAUAAACAAGUUAAAUUUGUUUAUUUCUCAAGUGUCUGUGUACUGGAUGAUACUAGUAACAGCUUUUCACCAUUUACUGCAAUCAAGUCAUCAGCUGAAGAUAUGGUUAUGUCAUAUAUCAAUGAGUUUGAUGUACAAGGAGUAAUGAUCAGGAUUGGUGGCAGUAUGUAUGGACCUUGGAGUGAUCCUGACUCUAUAGUACAUUCAAUUGCAACUGAGCUUUAUAAUAACAACACAAUUAAACUCUCUCAUUGGUACUCUUUGGUGAAGAUUCGUUUUAUUCAUAUCAAUAAAUUGACAAAACUAGUGGAUCAAAUGCUUAAUAAAAACACUUUGUCUCAUCACAAAGCUGUUACUCUAAUGAAUGGGGAUAUGCUACUGCUCAGCAAUGUUGUUAAGCUAUUAAAAAGGCAUAUCACAGGCCAUAGUAAUUUUCAAAACAAAGUUAAUAUUACUUUUUCUGAAGUUAUUUGUGGACUGAUGCAACAGCCACAAGAAGAUUAUGACCAGUCGUCAAUUGAAGAAGGAUUAAAAGAUUUUUUGAAAUGGUAUGAGGCUUAUAUCAAAGAACUGAAAUAUGAAGACCCAAACAGUAUCAGAUUUGUUCCUGAUGCUGCGUAUGCUUUUAAUGUAAAGAACAGGCACUUGAAUAAAUUGGGAUCAAAAUUUAGGAAAAGGCAUAAACUGAUCAGGAAAAAAUAUGAGCUGGAUGCAGAAAAGCAUAACAUUGAAGUUGCCAAGAUUCCUCUGAAAAAGAAAUUCAUAUUUUUUAAAGGUUUUGACUCAGGCGAUACUAAUAGAAUAAUACCAGGCCUUUCUCUUAAACAAAUGAAGAAUAUUUGUAGCUCUGUGUAUGAAUGUGUGGCCUUUACAGCAGAAGGUCACUUUAAAACAAUCAUACAACCAGACUCACAAUGGAAGAAAAUAAAUACCUCAAGUACUGGACUGUAUGUAGCUGAUAUUGAUGUGUGCGCUGCCGGUCUCCAUAAUUGCAAUGAGAAUGCUAUUUGUCAUUACUUGGGGCCUGCACAGUUUAAGUGUGAGUGUUCAUUAGGUUGGAAGAUGCACAACAAGUUUUGCGUACCAAUGAUUAGAGAAGGUUUGUUAACACCAAUUGAGGAAUAUUAUCGACUAAUAGAUAUUAUUGAAGGACGUCAAGAUGUGACAAGAAAUGCUUCUUUUAUUGAAUAUAAGAACUUAAUGUCUGCAGUCAAUCCUUACAAUGAUAUUGUUGUGACUGAUUUCAAUGGAGACAUUAAUGUCUUAAAGGGAGCUUGUCUUAAAACAUAUCAUUGCAUUGGGUUCAGCAGCACUGGUGUACUCAAGAUGGAGAUUGAGCCCUCAAAUAAAUGGACAAUAGUAAAGAACGAGAGCCUCUUUGUAUUGGAUAUUGACCUAUGUGCUGUCUCUGAUAGAUGCAGUAAACCACAGAAAUGUCGCAAAUCAGCCCCUGGACAGUAUCAGUGCUUUCUUUGGUGAAUUCGUUACCCAUUUUUCAAUGUCAAUGCAUUUUGCAUCUGAUAUUUACCCUUUUUUGUAUUAUAAAAAAUAAUUAUUAUUUAUUUUUGAAAUUUUAAUCUAGUCAGUGUCAUUAGUGAGUCCAAAGGUGGAGGGCUUGGAGGCGGAGUCACAUCACCUCCAAUGAUAUCGUCGUGAGGCCAUGAGAAAUGUCUGUAUCUUCCUGACAACCUUGAACUAAGUCUUUGUGUUGCUGCUGGCGUUGCAGUUUUAGCUCGGUCUAGUUUAGGAAAUUUCAUGCCAGUAGCAGUGAUGUGAUUGUUAUCAAAAUGGUCUCUGGGCUUCAAUGAUGAUCUUGUCAUGCUGUCUCUGUAGUCAUCUUCACUGUUGCUGUUCUUUAAUAGUCUUAGAUUCCUUCCCACUGAUCUCAAUGUCAAUAUGCUGUCAGCCCCGCCCUCAGUUUUCACCGGUCCUCUUUGCAUUUGUCUUGAGUAGGUCCUAAAGUUAUGUGCUUUCAUCCACACAGAGAGUAUCCUGUCUCCGCAGACUUUUUCCUUCUCAUAUUCACUACUCCAGUAACUGCUCAGGCUAUAUCUAGUCCCUAGUGGUGGAGGAGGAGGCCUGCUGUUGAGACGGAAAGAGGCAGACAUAAAGCGUUGCCUGCAAAGACGCUUUAAGUUGUUGGGUGGAGCUGGAGCUCAACGCCCACGCACAAAAA
Molecule: messenger RNA, 2886 nt
Organism: Amphimedon queenslandica
Lineage: Eukaryota; Metazoa; Porifera; Demospongiae; Haplosclerida; Niphatidae
Exons: 17
Coding region: 291-2189 (632 amino acids)
Source: RefSeq, a predicted model, not a curated record